CACCCCCGCUCCCACCUCUACUAGAACCAUCCUACCUCACACCCUGUUGCCCCAGCUGCUGGCUGCUUCACCCUCACUUACUACCCCCAUGCCCCUGCUGUUAGCAUCUGCUAGCUGCUUCUGUGGGUUACAACUAAAGCCAUAUGUCUUGAGCAGUACCAAAUGAUUUAGACUUUUUUUUUUUAAACCUUUGGUGAUGCAGUUGUCCUUUAGUGGGUGCUGCAUUUGUUUCCUAUAAUUUACAAAUACAGGUAUUUUUUCAGAGGCACAGUACCUGUGGCUUUGGUUACAAUCUUGCAUUUUUCUGUCUGUGCUUUGGCUCAUCCCUGCCUCUCUUACCUGCCUAUUACAUGUCUUUCUCUUUCAUGAUACCUUCUUUAUUUCCAUUUCUCCCUCCUCUACCUUUGUCUUUGUGUUUGCAGCCAAGCCGUCGUCCCUCCCUGCAGCCCACCUUCAGUCUGGAUUGUCUGUCUGCUCCCUCUCCUCAUCACCAUUGCCAUCCAAACCAGCGCUUUGCCUCACAGCUUUCCCUCUGCCUUGGAAACCCUCAUCCUUCGUCUCCCUGCACCUCUUCUCACCUCCCCACUCCUCCACUCUACUCAUCAUCUAUGCAACUUCCCCAUCACUUUUCCUCUUCUCCCAAUCCUCCAUCAGCUCAUCUUGAAAAUAACAUGUACUACAACAACACCAAGUUAAAUCCUGAAUCCAAAGCUCAUCCCAGCUUUUUCCUACAGUCUAAUGCUCACUUCUGUUCUCCAUCUCACACCAGUUCAGACAGCCAGUCCAAUGGCAGCUGCCCUCUGAAGACAAAUCCCCCCGCGAAGUCAAACAAUCCCCACCCCUGUCACUUUUCCACACUGCUCUCCCAAUCUAGUCCUUACCUGAACACUCUGCCCUGUAGCAUGUUAGACAUUUGCCCCCACACCCUCAAAAACAUCCAGCCCGAGUCAAAUUCUAAUCUUAAAACCCCACUCUUGCCAAGGUUUGACCCUGGCUGCCAAACUAAUCCCAGUAUCCCUCUACAACCGGACUCCAACCCCCGGCACCAAGUCCGUGCUCUGCAGUCAUGUGGGAGGCCCCCGCUGGGCUCUCAUGCCCCACUCAUGCUUCCACACACAGAGAGAGUCCUUCAAGUUCCCUCUGCCUAUAGUCUGUCUUCCACUAACCAACCACCUAGUCAACUGCCCAGCCACCCUGUAACUACAUAUCCACCUUUUCCCAUCCCCUGCUUUGAAAGACCCAUGUCCAGACCCCUGAAGGCAGGUUUUAAAGCUGUUUUGAUAACUAAAACCAACCUGUUUGUCUUUAUGAAAAAAAAAAAGUUGCAACACUCAGGAUUGUAGCACCUUGAAUAGAUAUCAUGGAGGAUUUAAUGAGGAAUUCCAGUAUUUUUUUAACCUGGGUCCUUUAUUCACACAUGCUACUCUUAGUAAGUAUGAAUCAUUUAGACUUACUGAAUUACAAAUCAUUCAAACUUAUUAAUAAGUUUCGAACCAGCACUUUUAGUGGACGUUACUUUGACUACCAGAGUUGCCCCAAAGGAUUAUGUAGCAGCUAUCACAGCUGUGUCAUGGCUGCCAGCUGAAGUGAUCUGCUCGAUCAGUUGCAAAACCUUUGGCAAAUAUGAAUCAUUUAAAGAACAAAACAUUUAAGUGUCGACUCCAGGCUUGAAAAUACCACAGUUAUAAACAGAAAUUCCAGAUUCAAAGAUUUGAAAAACCAGAUCAGGUCAGUCAGUCCUCUUGAACAAUAAAUAACAUUAUAUUGAAUUUUGAUUUAUUGUGGCUACUGGCUGUGAAUAUAUUUCUGCCUCUUUUGAAACUGCAGGCUAGACUAUUAACGUUUUGGGGGAAAAAAACAUUCUUAGGUAUCAUCUAUCCAGCACGAUAUGUUUCAUCAGGACUGUAUGUUCUGAUUCUGAAGAUUAGAAAUUCAGCACAAACGGAAUUCUAUUGAGAGAAAUAACCUUUCCAAAAGUUGCAACAUUUUUUGAUGCAUGGCUUCAAUAUCAUGUCAGACAAAACUCCAUUCAGUCUUUGAAUCAUUCAUUAUAACUGAGUGCAGUGGCUGUAAAUUACCCUGUUUAAAUGUCACCUUGUUGGCGUGUCCUAUCUGUGUUUGACAUGCAGUUGAAUGUGCUCUAACGUGAUUGAAUGCAGAUACAUGUGUCUGCGCCAGGCGUUGUGUUGAUGUGUCCUCGGAUUAUUACACCCUAUUUCUAGCCUGCUGAGGAUUCCUUUCAUAAACCCUAAAUCCAGUUGGACCCGUAUAACACACGUGGAGCUUAAAUACAGUAUGUCAUAGAUGAGCCAGAUAAAGCAAAUAGUCACAUAAUUGACAACAAAACAUCUUGUGGUCAGCUUUUAUAUUGCACUGCAAUUUCAGUGGAGUGGAGAGAGUUUAAAACAGAUGUUAAACACAUUUUUUACACUAGGUGGAACCCAAAGUCCAGAACUAAUGUUGCCUUAUGAUAGAACAGCUUUCCCACUGCCCAGCUCCAGGGCUCAGCUGUGUCCAAAACGAAGCUUCAACAUUGCCUAAUUCAGUGUAUUGUUAUGAUCGACUUCAUAUGCCAGUGGAGCUUAUUAUAAGAAUAUGUGAAGCAUAGGUUUGAAACAGUUACUAAGAAUACAAAGCCUGUCUCUCUUUAAGCCUGUUUAUAAAGACCUGACUCCCAUCACCUUGACCUAGCUGCUGGGUGCUAGCCAGUAGUAGUACACAUGAGCUUGUUUUGGUCCGCGACCCUGUUUCUGGAAUGGACGUUUAGUCCUUUCACUGAGCUGUAACAUCACCCUGCCUCCCACAUGCCCAUUUGUUAAAGGCCAAGAGAUUUUAAAUAUGAGUUUAGUAAGAAAUCAGAUGGAAAGAUGGCAGUCUAGCUGUAUAAGACUUACCUUCAGUCAGUCUUCUUCUUUUGGCUUUCAAUUUAAAUUCAGAAUUCAGCUCAUAUCUGUGAGUCCUUCCUGCCACAGAGCAUGUUUUCACUCCACUGUUUGGGAGUCAAUGAUUGUGCGAAUUGUGUGAGUAUGAAGAAGCAUGAUGUUAAAAAAAAAAAGAAAAAAAAUCUUAACAACAUUCCUGAAAGUCUUCGUGGAGUUAUGCCAAGGCUCCUAUGGCAUUCAUAUCAAGCAAGUUUGUACAAAACAACAGCAAAAGUAGGCCUGCAUUAAAUAAGAGAGGUCGCAUCACAAUCAGUGUGUGUAUAGGAGGGAUGUAAGCAAUCCAGCAAGCAUUUCUCUCUCACUGCAAAGAAUGUGUGAAUGAUAGUAGACAGGAGAGGAAGAGCGAUGGCAGGUCGUCCACUGGUUGAUUGAUCAAAGAUUGCAUUGUUCUCGUGAACAGAUUAAAAGAAAAGUAUAAAAUGUGUCGCCAAAUUCACUUGGGCGGUUGUUAAUUUAGCUGGGUGGCCACACAUGAAUUUUUGGGCCUAUUUAUUUAUUAGUCUGGUCAUUCUUAUGUUCAAAUAUUCAUUCAGAAGUCUUCAGAUUUUACCAAUAUCUGCCUCACCCUGGUAUGACUCUCCUGUGAACCUCAUCUUCCAAUUUGUCUGUCGUUCUGUCUUGUCUGUCUGUUGUUGUUGUGUUUUAUCUUUCUAUUUUUAAACUGGUUAUUCCCAGGGAGAGGGGGGGUGAGAAUCUCUUUGUGGCAGAUCUAAACUUCUAAAACAUAAUUCUGUUCAUGUUGAGCAACCUUGUGUCUCUCCAUGUAUGAGCAUGUUCACAACAUGCUGUACAUUUCCCUCACGGAGAGUUGUUAAGCUCCUGUUUGUCUCGUCUUCAGUUUCUUUGUAUUGUCUGCUUCUCUUUGUCCUCCCUACUUUUUCUUUCCUUGUCUUUCUCCUUCCUUCCAUCCCUCCCUGUAUUUCUUUGCUGUCUGUUUCCCUUCCUGUGUGUCUUUGUGUCUGUCUUGCUGGCGGAGGUGUGGUCCAGAGAGAGCUACUAUGAGAGGCUGUGGAAGGUAGAGGUUACAACACUGUUGUGCUAGAAAUGAGCUCUGUGUUAGAGAAGUUUAAAUCAUAAAGCAAGAGUGUCUCCAGUCAUCCUAAGUGGGGAAACUGUUCAUCUGCUUUCAGCAGCUUCAUCACAACAAAUCACUAGAACCAACAAGAGAGACAAGAAACAAGGCUGUGUGUUCACCAAGCACUUCUGUUUUUAGCAACUGGUGCCCAGCAAAGGAAGAGAAAAGAAUCACGAGGAGUAAUUGAUUGGCUGUUUUGACUGUUCAUUUAGCAGCAGCUUGGAUUAAGCAGUUUAAUUUCUCAGGAGAAAGUCCCUUGUUUUUCAGAUUGAGAGCAGCAGAGCAUCCCUUUUCCCCAAAUGAGAGACCCCAGUGCUUUAAAGAGAGGUCUUUGGUGAACGUACGAAUAUAACACUUUACUCACCUGUAUAACAUCUAAUCUAGUCGCCUGUAGUCCCCGACUAUAACAUAGUUCAUACCGGUAUUCUAUGGGUGUUGAUGUUUGUAAUAUAGGGAUAGUAAUUAGCACUAGUUUAACUAACAGCUUGCUGGACUUGCAGCCCAGUGGGUGCUCCUCGUUUUGAUUGACAGCUAACCCAGCCACACAAACAGCUCCUGGAGGUUUGUGUGUUGAUUGUCUGAAUGACCUGGUGUCCCGUCUUGUCCAGUUUGUGUAAAAAAAGAUGAACUACGAUUGUAACAUUAUUUUUAUUUUUCUCCCCUCUGUCUAUUUAUCGA
Acanthopagrus latus (yellowfin seabream) is the source of this 4695-nucleotide messenger RNA. RefSeq names its product extensin-like. Lineage: Eukaryota; Metazoa; Chordata; Actinopteri; Spariformes; Sparidae. Bases 351 to 1343 code for a protein of 330 amino acids. The record is from RefSeq and is a predicted model, not a curated record. The transcript has a single exon.